AUGAAGGGAUUCAUUGGUGGUAUUCCAUUGGCCCUUUUGGUGGCUGCUGUCCAGGUCCAGGCCAUGGAGCAAGGCGCUGUGAGUACAGACGACGAGGAUGGGACUUUCACUAGCCCAUACAGUGCGGACGUUCACACUCACACAAACGUGAAUGAGCACUACAAGGACAACCACUCCAUCAAGAUCAAGGACAAGAACAUCUACCCUCCUCCCAGCUUCGGUCACGGUGGUCCCGGUCCUGCUCUUGGUCCCGGUGCUGGCCCAUUUGGCCAUGCGGAUGGCCCUGGAGCUGGCCCAUUCAACAAGCGUUCCUGGCCCUCCGGCGGCACGGCCGAGGGUGGUCCUUCUGGCAAUGACGAGGGUCAGACCUUCAAUAUGCCUAUUACUGGCAUCUUUCACACCGAUGUGAAUGAGUAUAGCAAGGAUGACCACUCCGUUCACGUGAAGAACAAGGACAUCCACCCUGGCCCUGUCAUCGAGGCUGCUCCGUUCCACCCUCCUCCCCAGUUUGCUGGUCCUCCCAAUGGCCCUGGUGGUCACGCUCCCUACCGCAAGGCCAGCGGUGAAUCAUCCGACAAGUUUGAGGUCUCAGCUGAUGGUUUCACUAAGCGAUUCUCCCCUGGCGGUACCGCGAUGGGAGGUCCCGGCGGUGGUGAGUCCCACGGGCCCAAGGGAGAGGAGGGCUACCCCGUGAUUGCUGGAGGCACCGCAAUGGGUGGGCCUUCCGGUGAUGAUGAGGGUAUCAAUUGGGAUAUCUCCCAGACUGCUGACAUCAAGACGAAUGUGAACGAGGAUUACGAAGAUGAUCACUCCAUCAACAUCAAGCACAAAGAUGUUUUCCCUCCUCCUUCUCACCCUCCCUUUGGUUUCCCCAAGCGUGGUCUCUACCCCCACAGUGGCGGUACUGUCAUUGGCGGUCCUUCUGGAGAUGACGGUGGCCAGAGCUUCAACAUGCCUAUCACCGUGGAGACCGACACUGCCGUGAACGAACAUUAUCAAGAUGACCACUCCAUUGACCUGAAGCACGAGGACGUCUAUCCUGCGCCGCAUUUCGGUCACCCCUUCCGUCGUGCCUACUCCCCUGAUUCUGCUGACCGUGAAGGUGGUGACGAUGACGAUUAUUCUCCUCCCAUCGUCUCUGGCGGAACUGCUAUGGGCGGCCCUUCCGGUGACGAUGAUGGUAUCAACUGGGGCUCUCCCACUCAUAUCGGUGUUGAUACCAAUGUGAAUGAGCAUCAUGAUGACAACCACGCUGUCAAGAUUGACACUACCACUGUCCACCCGUCUUCGUGGGAUUUCCACCCGGCCCCGGCCCCGGCCCCUGCACCGGUCCACGAGGUCCACGAAGUCCACGAGGUCCCCGCUCAAACCGUCCACGAGGAGGUUCCCCAGAUGCCCUGGAUGACCUACACUGACCAGCAGCACGCUGCCGGUGUUCCUGCCGAGAUCCACACGACCCCUGCGGCCCCCGAGCACCAUGAGAUCCCUGCGCCCUCUGAGCCUGCUCCUCCCUCCCACCGUGCUGAGGAAGAGCACGUUCCCGAGUGCUCCGCUCAGGUCCACGAGGUCGUCCACACUGUGACUGAGACCCAGUACAAGCAGGUUCAGGCCACCGAGACAGUCUACCAGCAGGUCCCUGUUGUCUCGCAGGUUGUCCAGACUAGCGCUGUCCCCAUGCACGCUGUGCCCAUGGAGUCCGGGUCUGACCCCAAGAUCAUGUCAUUCUCCGCCCCUGCCCGCUCUUCUUCUUCCAACGUUCCCUACGCGAGCUACCCUUACUCUGCUGCCAAGAGCUCCAUGAGUGCCCCCGCUGCUAUGUACUCUCAGAUCCCUGUCCAUGUCCCCAUGGCCACCCCCUCUUCUUCUGCCUCCAUGAUGCCUAUGGUUACCCCUGCUUCUAGCCACGGGUUGAACAUGCCCACCGGAGUUUCCCCUGAGCAGAGUGCUUUCGCCUCCAGCUCUGCCCAUGCUUCUCCUUCCAAGGGUGUCAUGUUCACCGGUGCUGCUAGCCGCGUGUCUGGUGGUAUUGUCUCCGCUGCCGCUGCCGUUGCCGGUGUCCUUGCCUUCAUCCUGUAA
Molecule: messenger RNA, 2076 nt
Organism: Penicillium longicatenatum
Lineage: Eukaryota; Fungi; Ascomycota; Eurotiomycetes; Eurotiales; Aspergillaceae
Gene: CweA
Exons: 2
Coding region: 1-2076 (691 amino acids)
Source: RefSeq, a predicted model, not a curated record